Acomys russatus (golden spiny mouse) is the source of this 1551-nucleotide messenger RNA. It is a transcript of the gene Cds1, whose product is annotated as CDP-diacylglycerol synthase 1. Gene Ontology annotation, molecular function: phosphatidate cytidylyltransferase activity. Bases 149 to 1534 code for a protein of 461 amino acids. Gene Ontology annotation, cellular component: endoplasmic reticulum membrane. The transcript has 13 exons. The record is from RefSeq and is a predicted model, not a curated record. NCBI's taxonomy places the organism in Eukaryota, Metazoa, Chordata, Mammalia, Rodentia, Muridae.
CCCGCCCGCCCGCCCGUCCGCGCCGCCCCGCACCCCCCUCCGGCGGCCUCGAGCGCUCGCUCGUUGAUGCCGUUCUGGGGGUGACCCGGCGCGGCUCCGCGGUGGCGGGGCGCUAGACGACGCCAGCCCAGCGACGCGGGAGCGGGACAUGCUGGAGCUGCGGUUCCGCGGGGGCUGCCCCGGCCCCGGGGUAGCUGGGGUGCCGCCACCCCGUGAGGGAGAGGCGGCCGGGGGCGACCACGAAACGGAGAGCACCAGCGACAAAGAAACAGAUAUUGAUGACAGGUAUGGAGAUCUCGAUGCCAGAGGAGACUCUGAUGUUCCUGAGGUCCCACCAUCCUCAGACAGGACCCCUGAGAUUCUCAAGAAAGCCCUGUCUGGACUAUCUUCAAGGUGGAAGAACUGGUGGAUUCGUGGGAUCCUCACCCUGACCAUGAUCUCCCUCUUCUUCCUGAUCAUCUACAUGGGCUCCUUCAUGCUGAUGCUUCUGGUUCUGGGCAUCCAAGUGAAGUGCUUCCACGAGAUCAUCACCAUCGGGUACAGGGUCUACCACUCCUACGACCUGCCGUGGUUCAGAACGCUCAGCUGGUACUUCCUACUGUGCGUGAACUACUUCUUCUAUGGAGAGACGGUGGCUGACUACUUCGCUACGUUCGUUCAGAGGGAGGAGCAGCUGCAGUUCCUCAUUCGCUACCACAGGUUUAUAUCCUUCGCCCUCUACCUGGCAGGUUUCUGCAUGUUUGUACUGAGUUUGGUGAAGAAACACUACCGCCUGCAGUUUUAUAUGUUCGCAUGGACUCAUGUCACUUUACUGAUAAUCGUUACUCAGUCACAUCUUAUCAUCCAAAAUCUGUUUGAAGGCAUGAUAUGGUUCCUUGUUCCAAUAUCAAGUGUCAUCUGCAAUGACAUCACUGCCUACCUUUUUGGAUUUUUUUUUGGAAGAACUCCUUUAAUUAAGCUGUCUCCCAAGAAGACCUGGGAGGGAUUCAUCGGUGGCUUCUUCUCCACAGUCGUAUUUGGGUUCAUUGCUGCCUAUGUGUUGUCCAAGUACCAGUACUUUGUGUGUCCAGUGGAAUACCGAAGUGACAUCAACUCAUUCGUGACAGAAUGUGAGCCUUCCGAACUGUUCCAGCUCCACAGUUACUCCCUCCCUCCAUUCCUGCAGGCAGUGCUGAGGCGGGAAACGGUGAGCUUGUACCCCUUCCAGAUACACAGCAUUGCUCUUUCAACAUUCGCAUCGCUGAUUGGCCCAUUCGGAGGCUUCUUUGCCAGUGGAUUCAAAAGAGCUUUCAAAAUCAAGGAUUUUGCAAACACUAUUCCUGGACACGGCGGGAUAAUGGACAGGUUUGACUGUCAGUAUUUGAUGGCGACAUUCGUGCAUGUGUACAUCACAAGUUUCAUAAGGGGUCCGAAUCCCAGCAAAGUGCUCCAGCAGCUGCUGGUACUUCAGCCAGAACAGCAGUUAAAUAUCUACAGAACCCUGAAGAUUCAUCUCAUCGAGAAAGGGAUCCUGCAGCCCACCUUGAAGGUGUAGCUGCUCCGAGAGGAGGG